GAGCGUUGGCCACCACACAAUGGUUGUUAGAGAGAGAACCGCAUUGAGUCCUCCACCUUCUGCAGCCACCGUGAGACGGCCAUAUUGAGUAUUACCGGCCCACACCUCUAUUUUCCCCUGGAAGAGAACCCCGGAAGCGGCCGAGAGCUCCGUGGAGAAGUCGCAUGAAGAGAUAAAAGUGAUUUGGGACGACUGAAGAGAGCAAGAUAGCACUUAGGAAUGUACUAGACCUGGCUGGGUUUGGUCGGACGGUUUACCGUGGGCUACACAAGAUGCCAUUGGCAAGCCGUGCUCGGGUAUAUGCUGACGUUAAUGCUCACAGACCGCAUGAGUAUUGGGAUUAUGAAUCUCAUGUAAUAGAAUGGGGGCAGCAAGAUGACUAUCAGCUUGUCAGAAAACUUGGCCGAGGAAAAUAUUCAGAAGUCUUUGAGGCUGUGAACAUCAACAAUAAUGAGAAAUGUGUUGUGAAAAUUCUUAAGCCUGUUAAGAAAAAGAAGAUUAAAAGAGAAAUUAAGAUCUUGGAGAAUCUUCGAGGUGGGACAAAUGUGAUCACACUCCAAGCUGUAGUGAAAGAUCCAGUUUCCCGUACUCCCGCUUUAGUGUUUGAGCAUGUAAACAACACCGAUUUCAAGCAGUUGUAUCAGACACUAAAUGAUUAUGAUAUUCGUUACUAUUUGUAUGAACUUUUAAAGGCUUUAGACUACUGUCAUAGUAUGGGAAUAAUGCAUCGAGAUGUUAAGCCUCAUAACGUUAUGAUUGAUCAUGAAAAUCGUAAGUUACGUCUCAUAGAUUGGGGUUUAGCAGAAUUUUACCAUCCAGGCCAGGAGUAUAAUGUGAGAGUGGCAUCCAGAUAUUUUAAAGGGCCUGAGCUCCUUGUAGAUUAUCAGAUGUAUGACUAUUCACUUGAUAUGUGGUCCUUAGGAUGUAUGCUGGCCAGUAUGAUCUUCCGUAAAGAACCUUUCUUCCAUGGUCAUGAUAACUAUGAUCAGUUGGUGCGAAUUGCAAAAGUCUUGGGAACAGAGGAGCUCUAUGAGUAUGUUGAAAAAUAUCAGAUAGAACUAGAUCCUAGGUUCAAUGACAUUCUUGGAAGUCUCAAGUCAACUGGGUGUGACAUCACCGCGGUUACGCAUUCUCGAAAACGAUGGGAAAGGUUUGUCCAUAGUGAAAACCAACAUUUAGUAUCGCCAGAAGCCCUGGACUUUUUAGACAAACUCUUAAGAUAUGAUCAUCAGGAACGCUUAACAGCUCAUGAAGCAAUGGAACAUCCUUACUUUUAUCCUAUUGUUAAAGAACAGACGCGGCAUAUGAGCUCUCCAACGCCCGCCCCUCCUGGUGUUUCUCUGACAGGUGUCCCUGAAUAAAUCCUAACUGUGACGAUCCAACAUGCUUUGGCUUGGUAAUAAACGAAUAAAGGUGAAUGUCACCUGGCAGUUAGUUGCAGACAAGAAGCAAUCCACUGAUAAUUGCAGAGAAUGUGUUUCAUAGUUGAAGAGCAUUGUUAAAUGAGUGAGUAGCUGUCAGAUGUAACGAUGACCUUUGAAAAGUUGAUCAUGUUUUUUAGUGUUCUGUACAGUACUGUCAUCAUUGGAAAAAAAUGCUUGAAACCCUGAAAUAUAAACAUACGUACAUGGUGAAAGGGACCCAGACAGCAAGAAGGUUUUUCUAUGAUGUUGAGCAUGCUUCAUGGGAGGAGUGUAGAUAAAAGACAUUAUGCAAUUUACCAAAAAGGUGAUACAGCUAAAACACCAAAAGCAGGGUUUUCUGAAACUGUGAUUCACUAUUUUGUUUGGUCAUACGUAUAUAGGAAUCACAUUACUAGUGUUUGAACGGAACAAGUUUUAUAAAUUUCCUUUUUAUUUUCUAGAUAUUGAUGAUUUGUUAGUUGUUCAAAUAUAAAACAAUUUUUCUUGAAAAUUUUUAGUGUAAAUAUUAAGGAAUGUAUGAUUAAUGCUUGGUUAAGUACUCUUAAUUUUUAUGAGUUAUUGUUUCGGAGAAGGAAAACUUGUGAUUUGUAAUUGUUUUCAUUAAGUCUUUUUCUGAAAAUUGUUACUGCCGGUGCAGUUUUGAAUAUUACUACAUGACAAAUUGUCAUGAAAUGAUUAUCAUGUCUGUAAAUAACUUGUACCAUUUAGGAACUGUAUGGAAUUUUGGAAAAAAGACAAAUUUUUUUUUUCUUUUUUUUGGAUUUUCCGUUAAGUUGGACAAAAAUGAGGGUUUCAAAUUUAUAUCUAAUACACAUUUCCACACAAUUACGUCACACUCACAUACAUACAUACAUUAUAUAUAUGUAAGUAUGUAUUUGUUGUGUGUGUAACACAUUUCUAUACAUAUAUUCAUAACGCAAACAUGCCAAACUAGAUUUGGUUUGACUUUACCAUUCAUGACUGACAAAUUUUCAUUGUCAGUUCAUCAGUGAAUCCUUUUCUUAUGGUUAUUAAAAUGUUGUAAUGAA
This is a messenger RNA of Macrobrachium nipponense, 2452 nucleotides long. It is a transcript of the gene CkIIalpha, whose product is annotated as casein kinase II subunit alpha. The coding region runs from base 273 to 1361 and encodes 362 amino acids. The record is from RefSeq and is a predicted model, not a curated record. Gene Ontology annotation, biological process: regulation of cell cycle; peptidyl-serine phosphorylation; peptidyl-threonine phosphorylation. NCBI's taxonomy places the organism in Eukaryota, Metazoa, Arthropoda, Malacostraca, Decapoda, Palaemonidae. Gene Ontology annotation, molecular function: protein serine/threonine kinase activity; ATP binding. The transcript has 9 exons. Gene Ontology annotation, cellular component: nucleus; cytosol; protein kinase CK2 complex.